Messenger RNA from Paramuricea clavata, 1257 nucleotides. The record is from the annotation of a GenBank genome assembly. Lineage: Eukaryota; Metazoa; Cnidaria; Anthozoa; Malacalcyonacea; Plexauridae.
AUGAGUCAGAUGUUGACACCUGAAUAUUUACUGUCAGCUUUGUUCAUGAGUGUGUGUAACCUUCGUCUGUGGUUUUAUGUUGGUGGCUUAAACUCAUAUUUUGAAUUUAUGUCUGGCCAUAACAACGAUACGGGUAAGUUGACUUUCAAAGUUCUGUUUACUUUUUUUUGCAUCUUUAAUGAAGCCAGAUGGAAAACGAAAACAAUUUAGGUGGCCGGACAUUUUGCCGAAAGAGACUUUGCCAAAAGACAUUUUGCCAACAGACAUUUGCCGAACGGACAUUUUGCCGAACGGACAUUUUGCCGAACGGACAAUUUGACGAACGGACAACUUGCCGAAAAUAGAGAUAUCUUCUGAACUUUAGAGGUUUCGCUUACACGGUCAAAGUUUCUGUGAUUAAAGUCAUUGUCGAUUUCGAUGACAGGAACUUUGAUAGUGAAGCAUAUAGUUUCGUUUUAUAUUCUUUCAAGUUUUCUAUAAGUUUACCGAAAUUUCGCCAUAUAUAAAAGAAUAACAUCAUUCAACAUCAUUCAUGAAUGCGAUUUCCCAGAGAACUGUGAAUGUAUUCGAUGAUUCUCAAAGUGAAAUUCGCUUACGUCGUUGUCUUUAUAUAUGGCUUGUUUGUUUACGACCUGACGUCAAAACACGUUCCUAGCAAAUAAGUCCUCCGGUGCACAAACAAGCUACCAAUAGUCAAUAUGCAUGGUUAUGUACUGCUAAUGACCCAUUACGCACUGCUAAUGACCAUAUAAUGGUUAUUUUACACAAUUGUUGAGAAUUACACUGUUGAGAAAUGAGUCACAGUCCCAAGAAUUUUGACGAAAUAACAAUAUAACAUCUCUAUUUUUGGCAAGUUGUCCUUUCGGAAAACUGUCCGUUCGGCAAAAUGUCCGUUCGGCAAAAUGUCCGAUCGACAAAACGGCGGUUCGGCAAAACGUCCGUCGGCAAAGUGUUCGUUCGGCAAAAUGUCUUUCGGCAAAAUGUCUUUCAGCAAAGUGUCUUUCGGCAAAAUGUCCGGGUACCACAAUUUAUUUGUGCGUUCCAUCUUUUAAUGUAGUAAGCAAGUAUACCAAUUGGUUUGGUAUUAUUCAAUGCACUGGUUUUUUCUUCGCUCCCAUCACGGGUCUUAUCACGGACUGGAAACGAAAGAAGGAAGAGAAAACUGGUCUUUCCGGUUUUGUUACUUGUUAUCUUUUGAUUGCAUCUGUCGCUUUAAUAUUGAACAUUCUGGUUCUUCUUCCCAGUCUAUCUGUGCAG